AUGGUGCUUGAAGGAAACUGCUCCGGCGGCGACACACAGUCUUGCUCAAUAUGCUUGGCUAAGUGGACAGUUGCACCGGUCACCAGUAACGACGACAGCGUUUUCUGGGUGCUGCCACUACUUCCGUCUCUGUUGCGUCGAUGCAUGCCCGACUAUGAAGAAGAAGCCGAUAUUUCGUCACCAAACAAUGCCACUCUUCCACCCACCAACAACGUUCCACCUCCCAUUACGCUAACUCUUCCUUCCGACGUAACGACGACUGAUCUUUUGAUUCGUGCCUCCUCUGAGGAAGCAACUAUAUAUGAUGGCAAUAUAGUACAAAAUCUGGUUGAGGGGUUUGUGAUUCAUGACCGGAGUGCUCCUGGGGAAAAUGAAUUCCAGGAGAUUAGUAGCCCUGGGUGUGUCUCAAAAACUCUCAAGUUGAUGGUGGUUAAGUUGGUUGAUGGCUACCUUGCUGAAAUGGUAACAGGCUUUUCAAGACCAUCUCAUGAUGGACUUUACCACGCCAUUGACAUGUAUCUGAAGGAACACCCUGGAAUCAGCAUGAGUGAGAGAAAGAGAAUACGCCGGCUAAUGGACUACAAGAGACUAUCCACAAACACUUGCAUGCACGCUGUUGGGGCAGCAGCAUCAUCAGCAGGCAGUAGUACAUUUGAUCUACCAGGGUCUGUUAGGGCCUUACUCCCAAGUGGAUCCCAUGGAAGCUCCAGCUUAUUACCCAUCUCGGCAUCUUCAACACUUGGCGGCUCCACAUUGAAGGAUGGAAAUGGUGGAGAUCCUGCCAUCAGAAUUGAUCUCGGAACCACCUGCUCUUGUGUUGGAUCCAAAGAGGAUGGUGCCAAUAAUGAUGCAUCGGGAGAGUUGAAGAAACUUGACAGCUUUGGGAAAUGGAUGGAUAAAGAAAUUGGUGGGGACUGUGAUGAUUCCUUGAUGGCGUCUGCCUCUGGAAAUUAUUGGAAUACACUUGAUACGCAGAAUGACAACAAGGAGAUUGGGCUUAUUCUGAAGAUGAAACAAAGGUUUCAAUCAUAG
Molecule: messenger RNA, 1032 nt
Organism: Vitis vinifera (wine grape)
Lineage: Eukaryota; Viridiplantae; Streptophyta; Magnoliopsida; Vitales; Vitaceae
Exons: 6
Coding region: 1-1032 (343 amino acids)
Source: RefSeq, a predicted model, not a curated record